Molecule: messenger RNA, 1787 nt
Organism: Musa acuminata subsp. malaccensis (wild Malaysian banana)
Lineage: Eukaryota; Viridiplantae; Streptophyta; Magnoliopsida; Zingiberales; Musaceae
Source: RefSeq, a predicted model, not a curated record
UUGAUCCUAUCCAACGCUAUGUUUUCUUGGAACAGUCCGUCCUCCUAUCCUAACCGUCCAUUGGUAAGAGGCCCCUGUUGCGAUCAUGGUCGUUGAACGACCGUCGGUGGAAUGCUUGGAGGUGAUCGUAGUCGAUCCCGAUAAAGCUCCCGCAAUUCCCGGAAAGUCAACGGCCAGCGUUCUAUCCGAGAGAAGGCGAGUCAACGACCAUUUCUCGCCGUCCCUAAAGGAAGUCGAUGCGACGGGGUAAAUUGGUGAACUCGGUCCCGACUUAGGUAGCUAAUCUUACGCGCUUCAUCCGUCUGCUGAGGAUUUCCUGUUUGUUGUAAGAACACGGUAUCGUCUUGUUUGUCCUCGUUCCCGGUGGGCCCGUUCACGUGUUGUGAGAGCAAAAAUUCUGGGCUGUGGCUGGUGCGAGACAGCAUGAUGGCUUACCUUUUCGGCUUUGUACUCGUUCUCGCCAAGCAAUAAAUGAACGCGAGUUCGCGGCCUCCAUCGAUCUCCGUCGUCUGGAAUUGAAAUCGAUGAAUUGAUCGGUUUCGAUUUCAGAAGUUGGAUACAAGGCAUUGGGAUUUGUUGAUGGAGUUCUUCGCCCGGGCGAAGGCGGUGCGGUUGCGGAGCCACCACGACAAGUACCUGGUGGCGGACGAGGACGAGGAGCACGUGACGCAGGACCGAGACGGCACCUCCCGCGGCGUCCGGUGGACGGUGGAGCGCGUCGACAGCGUCCCCCACGUGCUCCGCCUCCGCAGCUGCUACGGCCGCUACCUCACCGCCUCCAACGAGCCCUUCCUCCUCGGCGUCACCGGCAAGAAGGUCUCACAGACCCUCCCCGCUCGCCUCGACUCCUCCCUCGAGUGGGAGCCCCUCCGUGAGGGAUCCCAGGUCAAACUCAAGACCCGCUACGGCAACUACCUCCGCGGCAACGGCGGCCUCCCCCCGUGGCGCAACUCCGUCACCCACGACGUCCCCCACCGCACCUCCACCCAGGAUUGGAUCCUAUGGGACGUUGACGUCGUCGAGAUCCUGCCCCAGCCUGCCCGCAUACCCAACCAGCCCGUCAGUGCAUCUUCUGCCGUCUCCUCCUCGUCGGCCUCUUCCUCCAGAUUGUCCAGUCUAGAGUCAUCAGAUUCUUUUUCUGGUCCGCUGCACAAGGUGGAAGGUCGCAGUAUCUACUUCACUGUCGCAGAUGAUAAUGGAAAUGUGGAUGACAGUGUUGAGUGGCCUCAUGUGACUUUCAUUGGGACAAGCGUACCUGAAGUGACACAGAAGUUGAAAGAGGAAACAAAGCUUGAUGACAUAAUUGUGUGCACCCGGAAUCCAUUGAACCAGCACCUGAUUCCUCUUUAUCUGCACUUACCACCAAACAACACGACAAUGCGGCUUGUUGUGGUCGAUGGCAAUUCGAAAGCUGCGAAAAAGUUCAGCAUUUAAAGGAUGAACUCGAGACAUGUUGGUGAUUGUAUUCAACUCCAGGCACAUAGUAAAUACAUUUCAUUUUACUUUUUAUUCUUGUUGAGCUGGUAUGAAUAUUGGUAGCAGUCUAUUUGUUCCCUUGUGCUUGGAAAGUUGCUAAAGAGGACUUAUAGAGGUUUGGCACAUCCAUUAACAAUGCUCUUUUCAAUUUAGCUGGAGGCGUAAUGAAUGUCGUUGCUGUUGAUGUAAUAAUAAUUAUCUCAGGGCAGAGCGACUCUUUUGAAUUGUAUUUGAUGAAGGUUUGGGAAGAAAUCGAUGACAACUCUCGAGGUUUGGUGUUUCAUGGAAACGAGGAGUUGAUCUUUCCUUCU